Molecule: messenger RNA, 1218 nt
Organism: Colletotrichum higginsianum IMI 349063
Lineage: Eukaryota; Fungi; Ascomycota; Sordariomycetes; Glomerellales; Glomerellaceae
Product: RNA recognition domain-containing protein
Exons: 3
Coding region: 1-1218 (405 amino acids)
Biological process (GO): maturation of LSU-rRNA from tricistronic rRNA transcript (SSU-rRNA, 5.8S rRNA, LSU-rRNA)
Cellular component (GO): nucleolus
Molecular function (GO): RNA binding
Source: RefSeq, a predicted model, not a curated record
AUGGCCCCCGAAUUGAGAAAAAGAACCAGAUCGGCUACGGCUUCGGCCGAGAAGCCUGCGGCGAAGAAGACGGCCAAGGUCGAGAAGGUUGAGAAGGUCGAGCCCGAGAAAGUGACCAAGAAGAAGACGACCAAGGUUGAGAAGGCCGAGAAGGCCGAGAAGGUCGAGAAGGUCGAGAAGGUCGAGAAGGUCGAGAAGGUCGUGAAGGCCGAGAAGGCACCUAAGCGCAAAGCACCCGAGGAGGCUCAGGCGUCCCCUGUCGCCGCGAAGAAGCAGAAGCCCGUCAAGGCGAGCUCGAAGUCGAAGAAGUCGAAACCUGAACCCGUCGAGGAGGCCGAGCCCGAGACGAUCGAGGCCGCCGAGGAGUCUGUUGUCGCCCUGGACGAUGCCGCCGAUUCGGACGAGGAGCUUGAUGCCGACAUCCAAGCUCUUGCCGCCGGCCUCGACUCCGACGCCGAGAAGACGCCGGCCGGCAACGGGACCUUCAAGGAGGGCAUGGACGUUGGCAAGGUUCCGAAGCACGCCAAGAAGCAGAAGCAGUUGACGAACGGCAAGAAGGAGGAGCCCGGCAUCGUCUUCAUCUCGAGACUGCCCCACGGUUUCUACGAGCACGAGCUGAAGGGCUACUUUUCACAAUUCGGCCCCAUCAACCGCCUGAGACUGGCGCGCAACAAGAAGACGGGCGCCAGCAAGCACUAUGCCUUCCUCGAGUUCGCCGAGGAGAGCACGGCCGAGAUCGUCUCCAAGACCAUGGACAGCUACCUGUUGUUCGGCCACAUCCUUAAGGUCAAGACGGUCCCCCGCGACCAGCUGCACGAGGACGUCUGGAAGGGCGCCAACAAGCGUUUCAAGAAGAUCCCGUGGUCCAAGAUCGCCGCCGGCGAGGUCGCGAAGCCGCGGACCGAGUCGAACUGGACGCACAAGGUGUCCAGGGAGGAGAAGAAGAGACUGGAGCGCGCCCAGAAGCUCAAGGAGAUCGGGUACGAGUUCGAGGCCCCCAAGCUGAAGGAGGCCGUCGCACCGCCCCCGGAGCCGAUGGUAGUCGACGCCCCGGAGGAGCCCAAGGCGGUUGAGGCCGCGCCCGUCGAGGAGAAGCCUGUGGAGGAGGCUGCCGCGGAGGAGGCUGCCGCGGAGGAGGAGGAGUCCGCGGAAGCUGAGAAGCCCAAGGCGGCCAAGCCCAAGGCGAAGAAGGGUGGCCGGAGAAAGUCCAAGGCCUAG